AUGCGUUUCACUGCCUGGAGGCUCAAACACCAUAGAAGUUGGCAGACUCGAGGCGCAGAGCGGUUAUAUGUAAAUUACGGAUGCGCUGAGCCAAUCAGUGGGCGCGCGGAGGCAGCGGUGAGAUGCUUUUUACUGGAAUGUGGAAGAAAUGUGAGAAAGAGGUGUCUUAGAUGAGAGGAGACAAGACUGGACUACAUGGAUCAAGGGAGAAGAAAACGCCGAAAAGAUCGUUAAAAAGGAAAAGGAAAAGAAAGAAAGAUUACGUGUACAUCCAUACUGUGGUAAGUCUACCUCAUGAAGUCUCAUGCUGUACCUUUGUGAGAUCUUCGGCAGAUAACUGAAACGUUCUGCAAAAUUCACAUCUGGUUUAACAAAAUGUACAUAAAAACAAUUGUCUGCUUACCCACUUCUGAUUGCACUUCUGUCAAGAGAAUGAUUCUCUGUGGGCCAUGUGAGUCUCAGUUGAUACAAGAAGAUGAAGAUUAAACACAACGAGACCUGCUGCUGCUCAGCUGCUUCCCAGCAGUUGUGAUACAGUGCUCACAUGCAUUUGUAUUAUGGCAAACUCAGAGCUCUGUGCAUGAUUUGCGAAGGCAAUUUGUGCCAAGGGAAAGGUGUACACACAGCAUAUGAAUGAGUGCAAGGGAACUUGAUCAAAAUUCCAGUCUCAUGUAUUUUUUCUGAACACUUGCUGCACUCCUUUCGGAUCUGGAAAAUUGCAGACUGACAUAUCUCUGGAUUUUUUAUGUUGUGAUUCUUUUUUCCUAAGAUCUACGCCCUACUGGUUCUGGGAAACUUGUGACCUCUGCAUUUUUAAUUAGAACUUGUAACAUUUUCCAUAGCAACAUAUUUUGAUGUCGCAAAUACAGAACCUGUCAAAUCAAACAAUUUCCAAGUGCAAAGCUACGGUCUUCUGGUCAAUAGAAGUCCAAGGACAUAAAAACACUGAGAUGCAAAGAAGACUGAAAAUUAUUUGUUGGUUGACUCAUACCUUUGAUCUUCAUAAUUAAAAAAUCAAUACGGAUAUAAAAGAAUUACAUUGCAUGCUGGAGUGGUUUAGAUGAAGAACUCGGUACUAAUUUCAUUGCAGAUGAGAGCAGAUAGAAUCCAUCUGUGUGACUGGUGUGCCAGUACUAAUAUGGUACAAAGGAAAGGAACUAUUUCUAGGAAAUAGUCGAGAUAUGGAAAAACUUCACUCACAUGAUGAACUGUGCGAGCAGGAAGUGAAGAAAAAAGAAAUCUGAAACAAGGCCUGAGCUCAGAUUUCAACAGACCCACAGUAUUAGGAGGAAUAAUACAAUUUGAUACGAUGCCUUAAGAAAAGCAGUAUAACUUAGCACUUAAAUAUGUAUAUGAAAAAUAAAUCACUUAUUUAUGACACAUGCCUCGCAAGUGCCAAGUAAGACUUCUGUCAAGUUUGAAGAAGAUAAACUAAGAAUUUUUGUCAGUCAGAUGCAUUUAUCCUUCCUUUUCCUGCUUUAAGCUAGGACUAAUGGCCUAGGAAGGCAUAUUUUACUGCCAUUGCUAAGACUGCAAAAGGUAAUCGUCUUCUGCAAGGACAUCCACGUGUAACUGUCACACCAGCAGCCAAGAGACAUGGAUGUGAUCAUCAAGUUUUGUUAAAUCAAAUGCUGAAUGCCAUGAACCUUUCAGGAGGAAAAGGCAAGAGUCAGUGUGAAACGUGAGUGAAAUGUCUCCCUCUGUUUAUCACCAAAGGCAUUUGAAGUCUGUGGCUCUGCAGCACAGUGCAGGCAGUUCUUCCCUGCAGUAAGAGCAAUGAGAAAAGAAGAAUACUGGGAAAGGGAAAUUUUUCUUGUUCCCAGCGAGCAGGUUAAAAUUUUAAGGAAACUGGAGGUUUUGAAGAAUUCACUCUUGACACAGAAGUCACAGAAGAAACAUUUGAGAGGGACAAGCUGCUGCCAAUCACAGAAGCUUUCAGUGUCAAUCAGAGUAGAGCUUGGUCUGCAGUCUCUCAUCAGCGCACUUGGCAAUUGCCAAAUAUUUACAUUCUGGACACCUAAAGGCACUUCCACUUUAAGUAUAAUUCGAAGAGAAAGGCAGAGAUUUAAGAACAAGUAUUAACUGUUCAUUUUCACUCGAGUGCUGGAUCUUCACGUGGACUUUUUCCCAACACUUAAGCUUCAGUCAAGUAAAAGCAUUCUCCAUCACCUUGAGAAAACAGUUCUUCCUGCUUUACCUGGUGAAUGCCUUUCAGAAUCCAGCAGCUGAGAUUUACAGACAUCCUCAGACUUUGGAUGAUAACUUGUAGUUCAGUUUCUCUCUGUGCUUCAGUGUUCUACGCAAAGUGCAGGUAAAUGCUCCUUCCUAUCUAGAAGAUGUGGCACAAAGACACAGCUUCAUUCCAAAAUGAAGGUAUGUCAGCUGUGCUCUAUGCUUUUCAAAACUACAAGUGGCUAAGAAACUGAAAGGCUCUGUGAGUAAACAGAGAGCAUGUGGGAAAGGAAAAAGGAGCACACACAACUUUUCACACUGAUCACAUUUCUGCAAUGAAUUUGGGCCCACAAAAACAAGGUUAGAGCUGAAGAACAGGCAGGCACUCUUAAUAUUCUGUAAGAUACCCUGGACACUGUUCCCUAUAUUAGAAAUAAUAAGCAUAUAUAAGUUUGAGAUCAGCUCUUAAUAAAAUAAUGCUUUGAUAAUUCUCAAGCAGAAAAUGACUUUGCCCAUCUGAUGGCUUGCAUGUGAAAUGACACAAAUUUUGAAAGGUCUUACAGAAUCACAAACACAUCAGAAUGUAUCUGAAUGUAUUUGAAUGUCCUGAGGAGAAUAGUAAGGAGAGGAAAACCCAAAAUACCAACCCUCCCUUCUUGCAUAACAAAAAAUAGUUUUCAGACACGAUGCGGUUCAGCAUUUCAAACGGAUCACAGCAUUGCAAGGACAGCAGUGCCAAGGCACACAGAAGAAUGGCAGGCACUCAACGUGGAUCCAAGCCUUUAGCACUCCACAACAUGGAUAUUCUUGCAGAAGCCAUGCAUGACACUACUUACAAGGCAACUACUUACAAGGCAACUACUUGCCCACCAGCACUACUGAGUGGUUUUUCAGGAUGCUAGAACGAAGAAAUGAGGCAAGACCUCCAGCAGUAUUACCUGCACAGUUUUCUAACAUUGAACACUGAGUGAGCAACUCCCAGACUCAGCUACGCAGCCAAACUGGCCCGAUGGCAUGCUGCAGCCAACCCCAGCUCAGCAUCUGGAUGAAAUAAAGACCUUUCUCAGGAGCAGCUUUUUGUGCAAUAUACUCAGAGGUGCAUAGCGUAAUGUCCAUGCUGUACUACACUCUGAUUAUAGCUUUUUUGAUCGGCACACAGGCAGCUCCAAAGUCAGAGGACAAUGGUCCACUGGAGUAUCCUGCAGAACACUCCUUACCCAGUACACAACAGAGUAACGGACAGCACAUUUCCGAGGCAGCCCCACAGACAAGCCACGGCCGCUUUGCUUGGAUGCCAGAUGGAACAGAAGAUUUAAAUAUCGCCAUGGACCAAAAUUUCUUUAACAAGAAGCGUUUCCGGUCUUCUCGGGUCCUGUUCAGCACGCAGCCACCUCCAGUGUCAAGGAAGGGACAGAAUACGGGGUUUCUCAGCAGUGCAGUCUCUCUCAACAGGACUGCCAGGACCAAGAGGACUGCACAUCCCGUACUGCACCGGGGAGAGUUCUCAGUGUGCGACAGUGUCAGCAUGUGGGUCGGGGACAAAACCACAGCCACUGACAUCAAAGGCAAAGAGGUGACCGUGUUGGGAGAGGUCAACAUUAACAACAACGUUUUUAAGCAGUACUUUUUCGAGACCAAGUGCAGGGACCCUCGGCCGGUGUCCAGCGGGUGCCGAGGGAUCGAUGCGAAGCAUUGGAACUCUUACUGCACCACCACACACACCUUCGUCAAAGCACUGACCAUGGAGGGCAAGCAAGCAGCCUGGCGAUUUAUCCGGAUUGACACAGCCUGUGUCUGUGUGCUCAGCAGGAAAUCGGGGAGACCCUGAGACGGAGCUGAACCCCACAACAGCAUCCUCCUAUCCCCCUACCUCAGCCUGUAAAUUAUUUUAAGUUAAAAAAAAAAAAAAAAAAAGGACUGCAUGGUGUAUUUAUAGUUUAUACGAUACAAAAAGGACCUCAUUAUUUAUUAAACUCUUUUGGAAACCUUU
This is a messenger RNA of Lagopus leucura (white-tailed ptarmigan), 4162 nucleotides long. It is a transcript of the gene NGF, whose product is annotated as nerve growth factor. Gene Ontology annotation, molecular function: growth factor activity; nerve growth factor receptor binding. Gene Ontology annotation, biological process: nerve development; cell surface receptor protein tyrosine kinase signaling pathway; positive regulation of collateral sprouting. NCBI's taxonomy places the organism in Eukaryota, Metazoa, Chordata, Aves, Galliformes, Phasianidae. Bases 3281 to 4000 code for a protein of 239 amino acids. The transcript has 8 exons. The record is from RefSeq and is a predicted model, not a curated record.